GGUAACCGACUACUCCCAAGCUGCAUGCUGGGAGUCGUAGUUUGGGCUCUUUAUCUCUCCGCUGAAGAUUUGGGAAGGCUUGGACGGUUCUUUUAAAAUAUCUGCUCACUGAGGGGUACAGCUGCUCUUCCGAGAGCACUUUCCCACGCGUUCCCCUCGUCCGUAGGGCUGGGCUACGGCCCAAAGACAAACAGAGAGGCGGAGCCGGACUAGGCCGUGCCCCACCCGGGUGCCGGUCGUGGCUCGUUUCCGUCUCCCUGCUGAGCACGGGCGAGCAGGUUUUCUGGGGACGCAGCCCCGGCUGCCCUUUUCCCAACGACGGAGGCGGCUCCAUGCUGCCGGCAGCCCCCUCCCGCCCCUCAGCAAGAGGCAGGGCGAGGAGGCGGCGACCGCCUGGGGUCCCGCCCGUGAGCGCUCCGAGGCCGCCUCCCGCGGCCUGAGGGGGACCCUCGCUUUCACUCACAGCGGAGCGCGGGGGGGGAGGAUGGCGAACCAACUGGUGAUCCUCAACGUCUACGACAUGUACUGGAUGAAUGAAUAUACCUCCUCUCUUGGAAUUGGAGUGUUCCAUUCAGGAAUAGAGAUAUAUGGCAGAGAAUUUGCUUACGGUGGCCAUCCAUACCCUUUUUCUGGAAUAUUUGAAAUUUCUCCAGGAAAUGCAUCUGAAUUGGGAGAAACAUUUAAAUUUAAAGAAGCAGUUGUUCUUGGAAGUACUGACUUCAUGGAGGAGGAUAUAGAAAAAAUUAUAGAAGAACUUGGAAAAGAAUUUAAAGGGAAUGCCUAUCACUUAAUGCACAAAAAUUGCAAUCACUUUUCUUCAGCUUUAUCUGAGAUUCUCUGUGGAAAAGAGAUUCCUCGUUGGGUGAAUCGCCUUGCCUAUUUCAGUUCCUGUAUCCCCUUUCUCCAAAGUUGCCUACCAAAAGAAUGGCUUACACCUGCAGCCCUUCAGUCAAGUGUAAGUCAAGAGCUUCAGGAAGAACUGGAAGAAGCAGAAGAUGCUGCAGCAUCAACUUCCUUCCCGAGGUCAGCAUCAGGGACAAGAACUGGACAUCAUACUAAAAUAUAGGUUUAGUCCAAAGUACUAUUACACUGAAGCCUUUUGAAGCUUUGUCAGUAACUGACUUCAUUGCAGAACUUCUGAGAAUGGGUAUUUUAAUAUGUCUUUUGUAUGCAAUUGAUUCUCCAGCUCAAGACCAUGGUGUUCUGCUCAGGAUUAUAUAUAGUGGGGAAAAGGUUUCUGGGACAAAUGGGAAGAACGUAAGGUGGAGCUGCUGUCGUGUUUUUCAUCUAAUCAGUAAACCUGGACUAACUGAGCAGAAGUUUAAUUGUUUACAGUAUUGUGUGCUGCUGUUUACAAGUUCUACAAGGACACCUGCCAUUGAAAUAUAAAAUAUUAAUCAGCUCAUUUAGACCUGCAUAACUUCAUCAGCCUCAGUGGAUGAAUGAUCAGCUUUGCUUGAUACUAUCUUAGAACUGGGCAGGAGAAGAUGUCACUGCCAACUGUUGCUGACAAUGAAGCAGGAAGUGAUGAAUACUGUGUGUAAACAGGGUACAUAAUGAUCAAUUCAAAGAAAUUUGUCCUAGGAACUAAGGAGGUUAUACCUAGUAUGUAUCUGAAAAUAUCUGUUCCAACAAAUGUGACUGUCAGUUUUUAUCCCCUUAUGCAGAGUGAAUUAAUAUUUUAUUACAAAGCUGACUGUGUUUUCUCUGGUGUCAGAUUUCAACUUUUGUUUUUGCCUUAUGUUUUUGUCUGACUUGGAGGUGUGAAAAGUCAUUUUGAACAUGAACAGUUCCCUCCCCCAUUAAGAUCACAUAACAGUGCUGUUUCACAUAAUUUAAAACCUAGAACUGUAGGAAUACAGAUGAAACAUGUAAUUAAUUACAGUUCCUAUAACGUUAGGUAACAUAAUUUAGACAAGUUAACAUUUGGCUCAUGGUUGAGCUUGCUUUCACAAUGUGAAUUCUUCAGCCAGUUCAACCAGAUCUAAACUUCUGCUUAACAGAAUAGUCUCUUAAUAGAAAUAUGAAGAGAAAUGGCAACUGCUAUGCUUAGUUUCCUCAACAGCCAGAUUCAACAACUACAGGAAAUGCAAAGGCUUUCUCCAACUGUGUUCACAGCAGAACCAAUGAAUGUUAUAGGUAAGUUACCCAGAUGUCUCUUUUAGUGACAUUGUUUUCAUAGUUAUGUCAGUCUAAUAGCAACUAUAUAAGAACUAUAAAAGAUAAAUUGCAAUUAAAAAGGGAACAGAGGAAUUCCAUCUAUUAUGUCUUUUCCCAUUGCUAGCAUUGGGGGAGGAUAGCAUCGUAUUGAUGGCGAAUUGGAUUCAGAUUUUUAUGAUAUUUGCUGCCUUAAGGAUCUUCUAAUUAAAUGGAAAGAAGCCAACUGGAAAUGUAUGUAUAACUUAAGGUCUGGUGAAGAAAAAAUAAAUAACUCUUACAUGUGGCAUUA
Molecule: messenger RNA, 2449 nt
Organism: Rhineura floridana
Lineage: Eukaryota; Metazoa; Chordata; Lepidosauria; Squamata; Rhineuridae
Gene: DESI2
Product: desumoylating isopeptidase 2
Exons: 5
Coding region: 485-1066 (193 amino acids)
Biological process (GO): protein deubiquitination
Molecular function (GO): deubiquitinase activity
Source: RefSeq, a predicted model, not a curated record